GCAACCAAUGGAUGGGACCAAACGAAGGGCGCAGAACAGAAAUUGACUUUACCAUGCUUCGUGUUGCCGCUCUCCGCACCCUCGCCUCUACUCGCUCUGCCGUGGCUCGCCCCAUCGCCGCGCGUACCUUCACGUCGGAAGCCGCCGGCAUCUCGAAGGAUCCCGAUGUCGUGAUCCCUGAAUUGAGCGAAACGUUGGAAUGGACCUUGACGUCGCCUCCUCCUAUCCAUCAAUUUGAAGAAUCCCCCAUCAUCGUGGAAACGUGGGGCCCCACCGAUCCUUACCACCACUAAAUAUUCGAAUGACUGCUCCCGAUGGCAUGUGCCUGGAUGACCGACCAUACACGAUUAUCUUGUAACGCGUAGGUGAUUAGGACGGUGUCGUGUCGUGCUGUUGUAGAUAGAAGGUGGACGUUUGUGUGCUAAUACACUUGUGUAUCAUCGGAUA
Molecule: messenger RNA, 447 nt
Organism: Aphanomyces astaci
Lineage: Eukaryota; Oomycota; Saprolegniomycetes; Saprolegniales; Verrucalvaceae
Exons: 2
Coding region: 12-293 (93 amino acids)
Source: RefSeq, a predicted model, not a curated record